AUUCACUAUGCUUUCCUUUCACGAUUUCGGACUUCUUUUAAUUAUUUUUUUUACUUUUUAGAUUUUAUUUUGCUACCUCGAAGUUCUCACUCCCUCUCUCUCUAGCGGACUUUCCAUUGCUCGGUGUUUGAGAUCCAUUUUUCAGUUGCAGUGUUCAAUCGGGUGGUGUAAAUGGAUAACAGAGGAGGUGGUGCUAGUGAUAACCCUCUAAGAAAUUACAGGAUUGGAAAAACUCUUGGCCAUGGUUCAUUUGGUAAGGUGAAAAUUGCUGAACAUUUGCUGACUGGACACAAAGUGGCUAUCAAGAUACUUAACCGCAGGAAAAUGAGGAGCCCUGACAUGGAGGAAAAAUUAAGAAGGGAAACAAAGAUAUGUAGAUUAUUUGUGCACCCACAUGUUAUACGGCUCUAUGAGGUCAUAGAGACACCAACUGACAUAUUUGUUGUCAUGGAGUAUGUGAAGUCUGGAGAGCUAUUUGAUUAUAUUGUAGAAAAAGGCAGAUUACAAGAGGAUGAAUCUCGUAGUUUCUUCCAGCAGAUAAUUGCUGGGGUAGAAUACUGUCAUAGGAACAGGGUGGUUCACCGGGACCUCAAGCCUGAAAACCUGCUAUUGGAUUCCAGACACAAUGUGAAGAUAGCUGAUUUUGGUUUGAGUAAUAUUAUGCGAGAUGGCCAUUUUCUUAAGACGAGUUGUGGGAGCCCAAAUUACGCAGCACCAGAGGUUGUGUCUGGUAAACUUUAUGCUGGUCCUGAGGUAGAUGUUUGGAGUUGUGGUGUAAUAUUAUAUGCUCUUCUUUGUGGCACUCUUCCUUUUGAUGAUGAGAACAUUCCUAACCUUUUCAAAAAAAUAAAGGGUGGUUUGUACACUCUUCCAAGUCAUUUGUCAGCUGGAGCUAGAGAUUUGAUUCCACGGAUGCUGAUUGUUGAUCCUUUGAAGAGAAUAACUAUACCUCAAAUUCGUCAGCAUCAUUGGUUCAAGGCUCAUCUUCCUCGCUAUUUGGCAGUUCCUCCACCUGAUGCAAUGCAGCACUUAAAGAAGAUUGAUGAGGAGAUACUGCAAGAAGUAAUUAGAAAGGGAUUUGACAGAGGCCAGCUACUAGCAUCUCUGCAAAAUAGAGAACAAAAUGAUGCUACUGUUGCAUACUACUUGCUGUAUGAUAGCCGAUCCCUUGUUUCUGGUGGCUAUUUGGGAGCUGAGUUUGAGGAUUCAAUGGAGCCUUUUUCCCCAGGAUUGUUUUCAAAUAUUGACUCUCAGAUGUCUGUUGGCCAUGGAUUUUCUUAUGACAUAAGUUCAAGACCAUUGUCGUCAAGAGAGAAAAAGUGGCUUGUUGGACUUCAGUCCCCGGCAACUCCACAAGAGAUAAUGACUCAAGUUCUGGGAGCCAUGCAAGAAUUGAAUGUUCGGUGGAAAAAAAUCGGACACUAUAAUAUGAAGUGCAUGUGGUGCUAUUCGCAUAAUCCAAUUCGUACUACAACCAACAAUUGUAUGAGUGAUGACUGUAUUACUGUUAGUCAAACUGCUGCAAAUGCAAAUGGUCUACUGUCUCAAGUUGUGGUGAAGUUUGAAAUGCAGCUUUACAAAACUCCGGAAGACAAAUAUCUGCUGGAUCUACAGAGAAUAAGCGGCCCGCAGUUUCUGUUUCUGGAUUUCUGUGCUAUUUUUAUUGUCCAUCUCAAAGUCACCUAGUCCCAAGAGAAGAAGAAUUUCUAGAGCUGAAGCAAUGGCAUUCUUGAGAAUGACAAACUGAUGUAUAUAACUUGUGUUUACACAUAGUUUGUUGUUUAAAAUUUGUAGACCUGAAGCAUUGGCACACCACUAGAAUGAGAAACUGAUGUAUAUACACUUGUAGUGUUGACAUAUAGUUUGUUGUUUACACUAAAAAGCUUUGCUACAUUGCCUUGAAUA
Ipomoea nil (Japanese morning glory) is the source of this 1905-nucleotide messenger RNA. Its product is annotated as SNF1-related protein kinase catalytic subunit alpha KIN10-like. NCBI's taxonomy places the organism in Eukaryota, Viridiplantae, Streptophyta, Magnoliopsida, Solanales, Convolvulaceae. The transcript has 11 exons. The coding region runs from base 172 to 1686 and encodes 504 amino acids. Gene Ontology annotation, cellular component: cytoplasm. Gene Ontology annotation, molecular function: protein serine/threonine kinase activity; ATP binding. The record is from RefSeq and is a predicted model, not a curated record. Gene Ontology annotation, biological process: intracellular signal transduction; protein phosphorylation.